UACGUUUCCGGGUCACGUGAUUUCCCGCGCACCUGUCAAUGUCAACAUGACUGCAUAAAGUCACGUGAUUUCCCGCGCGAAUGUCAAAGUCGUCUGACAAUAUGGCUGACACAAAAACAAAAACACGUAAGGCAAACUGGGCCGAUUCCGAGAUCAUUUGUUUGGUCUCGGAAUGUACAGACAAUGUAAAACUUAUAACUGGAAAACACGGUCUUGUGUCUGAAAACGACAAGACGGUUUUUUGGAGAAAUCUUUGUGAGAGAAUAAAUAGCAUAGGAGGGUGUGGAAGGUCAGUGGAGGAGGUGGUGAAGAAAUGGAAAGAUUUAAAGAGCCAGACUAAAAAGAAGGAACAAAUGAGGAGGAGGGACAUUUCAAGAACUGGGGGAGGAGAGACAAGUAAUUCCUUAAGGGAAUGGGAAGAGAAGAUAAUAACAAUAAUACCUGAUGAUGUUUUGCAUGGAAUAGCAGGCGGAGAAGAUAUUUUUCAAAGAAAUGAGAAAGGGGAAGCUGGUAGUAGUUCUGGUGGAAGUGUAGAGACUGUAUUAAAUGUUGGAAGAGAGGAGGUAGUGCUUGUCCAUGAAGAUAAUGUUAAUGUUCAGGUAAUUAACAUACUAAAAUUGUAUUGAAACCUUGUUUAAAUACCUCUAUUAUUACUAGUUACAUUCUCAAUAACUACUAUAAUUAUCAUUGUUAACAUUGAAAAAAGAAGCAACAGAUUUGAUGUGCAAUGAAAAGAAAAACUUAUACUAUUUGAAAAGGUCUUCAAAUGUUGUAGGUUGAAAUCAAUCCAAUGCAAACAGAGCAGAAUAUAGACAGAUUAGUAGAAAGUAAAAAGAGAAAAAGG
Molecule: messenger RNA, 844 nt
Organism: Ruditapes philippinarum (Manila clam)
Lineage: Eukaryota; Metazoa; Mollusca; Bivalvia; Venerida; Veneridae
Exons: 5
Coding region: 81-626 (181 amino acids)
Cellular component (GO): nucleus
Source: RefSeq, a predicted model, not a curated record